AUGAACGUACAGAUUGUGGAUUCGUUUCCAUAUCUCGGCUCCCAAAUACACUCGUCAGGCAGUAGUGACACUGAAAUUUCACGUCGAAUCAUCAUUGUCCGCGCGUGCAUGAGGUCCCUGGAUCGCGGUAUAUGGCACUCGGGCAUUUCGGUGACGACCAAGUUUGGUUGUAUAACGCAUUUCAUCCCCGUGCUGCUCUAUGGAUGCGAGGCGUGGUCAACUACUGGCGCUCAUUUAAAGAGGCUAUUUUCUAAUCUUAUAUUCUUGUAUCUUCUGGGCGUAGCCGUUUCUUUGAAUUCAAUGAAAUGGAAAAAUGUCUUGAUCCUGAAGAUAUGA
Messenger RNA from Helobdella robusta, 336 nucleotides. RefSeq lists its product as hypothetical. The coding region runs from base 1 to 336 and encodes 111 amino acids. The record is from RefSeq and is a predicted model, not a curated record. The transcript has a single exon. Lineage: Eukaryota; Metazoa; Annelida; Clitellata; Rhynchobdellida; Glossiphoniidae.